AUGCUUCCAUGGGGCGGGGUGGGCUGCUGCUUGAGUGCAGCUGCUCUUUACCUCUUGGGUAGGAGCAGUGGCAGGUGGGUUUGGUGUGGCCUACGUGUCUUCGUUAGCUAAUUCUUCAAAGUUGUAGAAAGAUUGCUGAAUGAUUGCAACUGCGGUUCCGUUUCCAGGGAUGCUGAAGCUCUCCGCUCUGUCGUGAAGGUUAAUCAGCUGAAGGAUUUGGGUGAGUAGGUUCUUUCUUUUCAUUCGUUGCUGUUUUUUCAUAAUGGUAGUUUUCAAUUUGAGGAAGCGCUGAUUGCAGUUCGCUGAUGACCGAUAGAAGGGGAAAGAGAGGAGAGAACAGACGAAUAUAUGUACUUUGCUUAACCGUUGCUGUUGUAAUUCCAACCUUAUUUAGUUUUUUUUCGGCUUUAGCUAGGUUCUGAGACAAUGGGGAGGUGUUUCAACCCAUAGCCUUGUAGUGAUCAUGUGCAGCCGUUUCUAAAUUCAUUGUUGAUUCUUUCUGCAUCAUACGUUGUAGAAUGGAUUGACCAACCUAUUUCGUGACUUUUGAUCAAUGGGAGACGUGGGUUAUUUCAACCCACAGCCUUAGAGUGAUAGUUUGCAGCCGUUUCUAAAUCUGCUGUUGAUUAUUUCUGCAGCAUAUGUUGUAGAAUGGAUUCGUGACACUAUUUUGUGAAUUUUAAUCAGUGGAAGACGUGGGUUCAAUUUGUCAGUUACACCUAGGAGGAGAUUCCUCGUUCAACUCUUUGCAAAGCUUCCAAACAGCCAAAGACCGAAAAAAUGCAGAAAUAGGAGUGAUUUGAACAAAAAAUUAUCCUUUUUGAUAUUCUCAUAUGCUCUGGCUAUGCUAAUCUGUAUGCUUUCUGUCAUCAUUAUACACGCGCUAUUGUCAGUCUUUGGGUGUACUAAAGUUUCCUUUUUUUUUUCAACUAUCAAAGGUCAAUCCUCCAAAAUCCGAAGGGUAUAAUCCAUCCAUGGUGCUAUUUUGUGGGUGAAAUUAAUUUCUGGCAUUAUUUCUGAUGUCUGAUGGUGUAUUCAGUCUAUUCUGCACAUGCUGUUUUUAGUGUUUUUUUCGAUGUUUACAUUUUUCUUGGUGUCUUGCGAUCAGGUUGAAGAGAAAAAAAACAUGCCAAUCAAGAGAAUAUACCUGAAAAGAAAUUAGGAGUUAUAUCGCAUUAGUUUAUGACUGUUGCUGUGUAUUAAUUAUGCAUUGCGUGUAGGUACCUCAGACCUUAGCAUGCUAAUUCUCCUAACACGAGCGUUUGGUGAUGCUGUGACAUGAAUUUGUUUAUUUGCGUGAAAGCCAACUUUAACCUGGAGAGGAAUUAUUAUGCCCUUUUGAAGCAGUUUUAUGGGAACUAUUUUAUCUGUGGUUUAGGUUAAAUUUAUGACUGGGGAGUGGAUAUGAAAGCUUGAAGUUGGAAUGAAGUAACAGAAAAUGAAAAAAAAGGGAGAAAUAAACUCCCAUGAAAUGCAACGCAUAACUUUCGAUGAGCCUUUCCAUGGGAGAAUAUAUUUUAUAUUUCAUUGCUUUUUGUGAAUUACAUGGGUUAUUGUGCAUUUGUUAUCUAUAAGAACCUCACUUCUCCACAAACCAAACAUAGUUCUGAUAUCAUUUUUUCCGAAUAUUGUAGGCAUGUUUGUCCAGAUAACUUAUGUAGGGAUUUUUAGAUUGGUCCUUUUAUUUAGCAUUCAAGUUGUAGGCUUUGGUACAAAUGAUUUAUCUUGAGAACUGAUGUCUGGAUUCAUCAGUUAAAUUGGGUUGAAUCCAGACAUCAGUUAUCUGGACAAACAUGCCUACAUUGAAUCUAGACAUCAGUUAAAUUGGGUUGAAUCCAAUUUUUUCAAAGCAUUUGAGAUUACCCCUUUUCAUUCAAGAAUUACCUCUUUUGUAAGAGUGGAGAAUACUAAUUUACCCGUGAAUUCAUGCAUUGAUCGCCAUGCAUUGAUUCUGAGGGUACUUUUAUGCUGCUCAAGUUGUUAGGUGUACAUGGAUCUGACCUAGCAUUGGGUCACAUCUUUAGAUUCAAUAGGUCAACCUGAUUACCUGGAACACUAUCCACAUAGGGCACUUGCUCUGAUACUUUUUCUUCCUUAGGCUGUUUUCUACUUAAAAUAGUGCUAUAACUCCUCAUCUUGUUUGGGGUUUUUUGCGUUCUUUUUGUAUCAUUGAAAAUGCAAAUAAAAAUUAUUCUGAGUUCUUCCUGUUGUCACCUUCAGCACAGCUGCUUGAUACUGCAUGCAAAGUGUUACCGCUUGUUGUCACCAUUUCUGGACGUGUUGGUUCAGAGACGGCCAUCAAAUGUGAACGUAGUGGACUAAGAGGUGUAAUAGUUGAGGAGACGGUAUGUGGCUUCUCUUUACAGGAUUGGCUAACUCGGAAAUUUGAUUUUAUCAAAUCAGUUUCAUUUUCUUGAUGUAUGUCCUUACAAUUCAGGCAGAACAACAUUUUUUAAAGCAUAAUGACGCUGGAUCAUGGAUACAAGACUCUGCAUUAAUGUUAUCCAUGAGUAAAGAAGUCCCUUGGUAUUUGGUGAGUAAUAACUUACUCUGUUCUGGUUUUUGUUGGGUAAGCUUAGGAUUUUGCUCUUUACCAAUUUUGACUCGUGUGGGACGAAAAUAAACAUAGAUACAAAUUAUAAGUUUUUGAGUUACUAUGAGCUCUUGCAUAUCUAAAAAGAUGAGUUACAAAUUCUUGUCGUUAGUGAACAAAACUAGGGUUGAAAUGGAACAACCCAUGUGAGUAUCAGUUCUUUAGAAGGCAGAAUUGAAGAUGGAAGCAAAAGGGAUUUGUGGGCGAUUUUAUCACUGCGGUUGGUUUUGUGUUAUAGUCCCAACUCUAAGCCUUUUUAACAAAGGAUUCACGAUUUGUAGGCAGCGGUCCACUCUUUCUGUUGUUAAUAUUGAGGGAAUGGACGAUUAGAUUGGCCAAGUUGUGAAGUUUGUUGGAAUGAGUUUCUAUCUUUACUACUAAAGAUUUCUAACUUGAUUGUCCUCUCUGAUAUGCUUCAUGCAGAGACUGUGUACUUGUAGGGUGAGCUUUGUAAAGAUGUUUUGUUAACUGUACUUCUCACAUACUUUUGUAUCGGAUUAUCAGGAUGAUGGUACAGGUCGAGUUUAUGUUGUUGGCGCUCGGGCUGCCACAGGUUUGGUGUUGACAAUAGCAAGCGAAAUUUUUGAAGAAUCAGGAAGGUCCUUAGUGCGUGGGACUUUGGACUAUCUCCAAGGGCUCAAGGUUUGGCCUUCAAUUUGGAAAUCAAUUUUUUGCCGCAAAUCGUACACUUUUCUUUUGCUGAUAAAGUUUUCUGGCAGAUGCUUGGCGUCAAAAGAGUUGAAAGGGUUCUCCCCACGGGCACUUCUUUGACUGUUGUUGGUGAGGUAAUACAGUGGAUCUAUUCGAAUCCUGCAUACCUUAUCUUCUUUGCAUCUAUGAAGGGUUUGCGGUCUUCACUAGUUUUUAUUUCAGUAAGUCAAUAUUGAGAUGUUGAUCAUUUGAACUGAUAUUUCAUGUGUCCCUGGGACAAAUAUUGUUGUGAGUUGGUUUCACAUUGAAAGUUAGUGGCCAAUAUUCUUGAUCUGCUGUUUUGUGUCAAUAUUUUUAUCUAAUGAAAUGUUAACUUCCAAUGGCUAGUUUUUGAGAUUGUUUUCUAAUUUCUAUAGGCCGUCAAAGAUGAUAUUGGAACUAUCCGGAUUCAGCAACCUCAUAAGGGGCCUUUUUAUGUAUCUCCAAAGAAUAUUGAUCAGCUUAUUGCAAAUCUUGGGAAAUGGGCAAGGUAGUUAAUAUAUUAUUGAUCAAUCUUUUCUUCUUGGUGAUUUGAUUACAAUGAUAUUUGGUGCUCCAGGUGGUAUCAAUACGCUUCCCUAGGGUUCACGGUCUUUGGCGUUUAUCUUCUGGCAAAGCAUGCAGUUCAAUACAUUCUUGAAAGAAGACGUCGCUGGGAUUUGCAUAAGAGGUAAGUCAUAUGCCAUGUCACCUAUGACUGGUAAAUGAAGUAAAAUGAAUGAGUGCGACUUAUGUAAAAAUGUGUGGGGCUGAAUCGGGAGCAUACUUUCUGUGUGCCCUUUAGUGAUUUUUCCUCAUUCUAGUUUUUCACUUGUAAAGUUUUCGGAUAUAAUUUGUGAAAGAACUUUUCCAAUUUGUUGAGAAUAUUCGGAUAUAAUUUUUUCUUGAUGCUUACUUGUGGUAUUUGUUGAAAGUUGGUAUGUCCUGUCAGUUGCUUUAUGUAUACUUUAUUUAAACGAACACCAAACAAAAACUUAGUCUCUUCUGUUGUUAGUUUCUUCCGGAACCCAUGAUUUAUCAUGCAUUUAAAGUACCAAACUGCCAUUCAAAUUUGUGUGAUUAUGAUCUUGUGCUCCCUUAAAGCAUUAUAUAUUCACAAAAUAUUUGGCCAAAAGGACCGAAAAUGGGAAUAAAUCACUUUCAAAAACUCUUCUUUACUGGCUUCAAGUAUUUUCUAUUAUUUUCUGCCUAUUUCUUUGUUCCCUCUUUCUUUUUUGUGUCAACUGUCCCCCCUUUUCACUUGGUUUAGAAUAAAAACACAAACUUUGUUGCAUUACUUUUUCAGCCUAUGUACGGAAAGUGUGUCCUUGUGAUCAUAGAAAUCCAGCGCCAUUCACAUCUCUUUAAGGAUAUCGUGCUGUUUUGUUAGGAAAUUCUAAAACAACCGUGUCUGUUUUAAUCAUUUAGUAUGAUUUGUUUUUCCCAUGAUCCAUUUGGAAUACUCUCUCAGUAGGAAAGUUGGUGUUGUUUGCAAUUCGAAGUUCAUGACAAUUUUGGUUUUAAUUUUUUAUUCAGUGAAGAUAUUUUCUGCUAUUUUGGUUCUUCGAUGAAGCCAUUCUUAGUAUGUUGAUUUGAUUUUUGCAUUAUGAGAGGAGGCUAGAAAAUAUUUCAGCUUCGUGGUGAGUAGGAGCUAUGUUGAGACCUUGUCUACAGUCAUUUAGUCUGUGCUAAAAGCUCCAAAAUGCUUCUCAUGCUUAGAAUUUCUACUUUUUCUACCUUGAUAUUAUUUCCUAUGCAUGGUGCCCUUUUCCUGUUCUAAUUCGUCGUUCAGAGGUCGAUAGCAUUGAUAAAACGCGUGCUGCUUUUUCUUCGUUUGUUAAUAUCGCAAAUGUGUUCUGAUUACUCUCAGUGAACGCUCAGAGAUACUCGUGGGUUGUGUGCAUUUGGCUGUAACUUCACUGAUUCUAGGGCAUAAGACAAUGGUAGUAGGUGUCUGGUCGGACCUCCUUUGCCCUUUCAUGGCAGAUUCAGAGGAUGAUCGAAUCUAGAGAUCACCUUUAUCAUGCUGCAUAUCUGGUUGUGAUGAUCCACUCUGUGGUGCCGCAAAGUGGUCAUCAAACAGUACACUGCAAUAGUGUUACUGUAAGAUAAGAUUUGAAAAUGCCAGAGUUGAGAAGUCAAUGGAUAUGCUAUGAACUUGCACCAAGAAGAUGAUUAUUUUCUUGUCGUUCUAUUUGGGUGUUUUAUUUAGGAAAUAAAUAAGACUAUAAGCCAAAUUUCUUGUUUCAUUCAAGAGGCAAAUCUACAUCAGUGGAUUUCUUAACUCGUUUCUGCUUUAAUGCAACUUGACAUAGCAUUCUGCAUUCAGGGUUCUUGCUGCUGCUGCUGCUAAACGCAGGGAGCAGGAUAAUGAAGGUGAAUCACUCGCAAAGAUCUGAAAUUAUCGUUAUUUCGAUGUUCUCCUCUUCUCUUUUCCUUCUGCUCAUGACUUGAAAUCUUACUGAUUCUGCAGAAUCUCAUGGAAAGUCUGAGAAGGGACCUGAAAAUUCUGGAAGCCAUGUGAUGCCAGAUCUCUGUGUCAUCUGUCUGGAGCAAGAGUACAAUGCUGUUUUUGUUCCGUAAGCUCCCAUGACCUAUUUCCUCUACUUUUCUUGCAUGCUGUCGAUUGCUAUGGCUGUAGCAAAGGAAUGGAAGCUCCAUAGAUACCACAGUAGCAAUAAAAUGGUGAAAUCACAGGGAAAUUGGCAUAUUUGCUCUUUUUUCUUGGCAUCAUGUGCUCCAUUCUCCAUUUCUCUUCUUCAAUGUCACAAAAAGUUGAGCUCUGGUUCGUUGCAUUUGAUGCCCACAAGCAUAUAAGAAUUACAGUUUUUUGAUAUUCUAUUUAGUUGUACCCUACUAUCAAACUGAUAAUUAUUUCUUGGGUCACAAUGAACCUGACCUGUCAAUAUGAGCAUUUUAUUAGUCCUGGGAUUAAUUUAAAAGGUUAAUUGUUUCUUCUUUUUUUCCAAUAAUUCCCCUUAGUUAAGACGAAUACAUCAUUUAAUCAGAUUCCAUGUUGGGAUCGGCCUCAUUCUUGUCCGUAGAAAUUCGUAGAGAACAGGUGGAGAGACUCAUAAACUGUAUAGAAUGGCGCAGCUUCAAUGUCUCUAAUCCCCCGACCUGUCCUCUCCAGGUGCGGCCACAUGUGCUGCUGCACGCAGUGCUCGUCCCAUCUGCACACCUGCCCGCUCUGCCGUCGGCGGAUCGAGCAGGUGGUGAGGACCUUCCGCCACUGA
Spirodela intermedia is the source of this 6498-nucleotide messenger RNA. The record is from the annotation of a GenBank genome assembly. Lineage: Eukaryota; Viridiplantae; Streptophyta; Magnoliopsida; Alismatales; Araceae.